This is a messenger RNA of Setaria italica (foxtail millet), 1070 nucleotides long. RefSeq names its product aquaporin TIP4-4. Lineage: Eukaryota; Viridiplantae; Streptophyta; Magnoliopsida; Poales; Poaceae. Gene Ontology annotation, biological process: water transport; transmembrane transport. The transcript has 2 exons. The record is from RefSeq and is a predicted model, not a curated record. Gene Ontology annotation, molecular function: water channel activity. Gene Ontology annotation, cellular component: membrane. The coding region runs from base 203 to 955 and encodes 250 amino acids.
UCAGCGACAAGAUGUGACCCCUACCUAGGGCUCAACCCAUGAGCCAUGAUCGCAAAGGUGGACGACGAUGGCGCCAAUCAUGCCGACGUUGAAGCAGAAGAGGCUAGACUAGUGCUCUGUCAGCCAAUAUAAUGCAACGUUGCUGCUUGCGUUGUUGCUCAGUCAGCAGCUCACGCACAGAUCGAUCCACCAGCAGCUAGCCAUGGCGAAAUUCGCUCUCGGCCACCACCGCGAGGCCGCCGACGCCGGCUGCGUGCGCGCGGUGCUCGCCGAGCUCAUCCUCACCUUCCUCUUCGUCUUCGCCGGCGUCGGAUCCGCCAUGGCCACCGGGAAGCUGGGUGGCGGCGCGGACUCUGUGGCGGGCCUGACGGCGGUGGCGCUGGCGCACACGCUGGUGGUGGCCGUGAUGAUCUCCGCGGGGCUCCACGUCUCCGGUGGCCACAUCAACCCUGCCGUCACGCUGGGCCUCGCCGUAACAGGCCGCAUCACCCUCUUCCGCUCCGCGCUCUACGUCGUCGCCCAGCUCCUGGGCUCCGUCGCCGCCUGCCUCCUCCUCGCCUUCCUCGCCGGUGGCGCUGCCACGCCCGUGCACGCGCUGGCGGCGGGUGUCGGCACGCUCCAGGGCGUGCUCAUGGAAGUCGUGCUCACCUUCUCACUGCUCUUCGCGGUGUACGCCACCGUCGUCGACCCGCGCCGCACCGUGGGAGGGAUGGGGCCGCUGCUCGUGGGCCUCGUCGUCGGCGCCAACGUGCUCGCCGGCGGACCAUUCUCCGGCGCCUCCAUGAACCCCGCGCGCUCCUUCGGGCCGGCGCUCGCGGCAGGGGUAUGGGCCGACCACUGGGUCUAUUGGGUCGGGCCACUGAUUGGCGGGCCGCUCGCAGGGCUGGUCUACGACGGCCUGUUCAUGGCCCAGGGAGGCCACGAGCCGCUUCCAAGGGAUGAAAACGACUUCUAGGUUCUAUCUAGCGAUUCUGUGUUCGUCGUCGGUGUCCGCUUCCAAGGGAUGAAAACGAUUUCUAAGCUAGCCUGUAGGCAGUGAAUAAAUUGGAGUCUCUAGUUUGUUUGUAUCA